CUACUCUAAAAGUAUACAUGUUUUUGUAUCUAAAAAUGCUUAUAGAUUUAUUAAAAAGAGUGCAAUAACACAUUUGUCCUCCAACAGGAGACUGACACGUCUUGGACUUCACACUGAGGCAAACCCAAUGAGCACUGAUGCGUCAACCUAGAAAUCCACAAUCUUUCAACUCUGGACUGGAUAAAUUCCCUUAAAUUGGAUUAAACACUAAUCAAAUGGAAAUACAGCCAUUUAAACUUUAUUGAUGGUCAAGCAACAACAUGUGAAAAACACACCAUCUGAAAGUAGUGUGUUAGAAUACUUGGCCUCAACAUGGCAGCCAAUGGCCUAAGGGGCUCUCCUUCAAUUCCAAAAACCCUCCCACCCAAGAAGAGGAAUUCAAGAGAAAACUCAAAUGAAGCUUCAGCUGACCCGGUUUUCAAGACGCCUUCUCCUUUCUGGAAUCAGAAUAACCUCAGGAGAUCCAGGAGGACACGGGAACCAGCAACUCAACUCUCUUACAUCAAUCUUCAUUCCGCAGCUACAUAUCCACUGUGGACUGAUGCUGGCUGUGCCUCAAACCAAGUUCUUUUACACCCAUUAGGUGGCAAUGGUACUGUCCCUUCAUGGGGUCCAUAUUUUGAAAGAGGCGAACAGCUAUUAGGUGUGUCGAACCAUAAUAGGAAUGAUCCGAUGAGUGUCCAUGAUUUUUAUGGAGCUUCUUCCUACUGGAGCUACAUUCCUCUUACAGAACAAAGAGAUACGCUAUUUAAAAGCUAUGGAAGGUUCUCCAAUCAGUCCAAGCCAAAAAUCAUAAAGCCUGUACCUCGGACUUUGCAGUCUCAUUACACCAGAAGGGUUCUUCAUAAAGAUGCCCCAAGUGGGCACUUUGACGUGGGGAGUGUGAGCGGUGCUCAGUGGGAUGAGAGACUACAGAAUGAGAGUGCUAAAAAUGAUACAAGGAUGAGGAAGAGGGACUACACAAGAGAGGGAAUGAAGCAGAAUUCUGGUCAGUUUGCUGAGUCCGGAACAGAUCUUUCCAGACACAAAUAUUAUUCAGAGUUUAAGGACUUAUCACAAGCAAGCACUGCCAAGACAGAAGAUCUCCAGCACCAGCGGUUUCCUGUUAUUCACCAGUCUUGUUCCAACAAUGAGCCACUAAAGUCAGGGACUGAAGUGACUAUGAGAGAUGAGCACCCUCUGCUGGCCAGGAGUGAAAAAGCAGAGACACAAGAGCAGCAACUUGCGUUACCUUCCUCUCAGCAUUUGUCACGCUAUUUUGAGGGCUCUCUGAUUGAGCUUGCUGGGGGUCGGCUGAAGCGUGUAGAGGACUUACAGUUGGAGGAUUUUGAGUGCUGUACUACGUCGUGCCCAGACUUAAGUCUGACGAGGUUCACUGUGAAGAAGAUCACAUUCUCUGAUAAACCUGGAUUGAUCUGUUUGGAGGUACAGGUUGAGGAUAACCUCCAUGCCAAGAUCGCGCUGGAGGUGUGUGAGGAGUACCCGCUCUUUGUGUGCGGUCGUGGUUGGUCUUCUUGCAGCCCUGACAGAACCGCUAAUCUUUGCUACCUCCGCUGCCAACAGCUGCACCUGGGGGACGUGUGCCUGGCUCUAACACCUGUACCUGUUCCACCUGCUGAGCCUGCUCAUCCUGGCACAGGUGUGGGUGAUGUCAGCAUUCUGAAUAGUGCAGAGGGAGCAAAACCGAGUAAACUGAGAAGGAGACACAGUUCAGCCCCAGAACUCAGAAACACACAAUAA
Molecule: messenger RNA, 1740 nt
Organism: Ictalurus furcatus (blue catfish)
Lineage: Eukaryota; Metazoa; Chordata; Actinopteri; Siluriformes; Ictaluridae
Product: ataxin-1-like
Exons: 2
Coding region: 313-1740 (475 amino acids)
Biological process (GO): regulation of DNA-templated transcription
Molecular function (GO): RNA binding; protein binding
Source: RefSeq, a predicted model, not a curated record